AUGGCUGAAGUCGAUUAUAAUACUCUUGUUUAGGCAAGUCAAUUGCUGUUCGAUCACUCCUAAGCAUUCAAUGAUUAAAAAGCAGUAGCUCUUGAUCUCGUCACUUCUGGAAUGAGAUCUAGUAACAUUUAAAUUAUCACUGCCUGUACUAAAAUAUGGGUUGAUUUACAGAAUGAUUAAUUCUUUUGGACAAUGACCGACUAGGUCAUUUUGUUAUGCAAAUAAAAUCAAACUAAAUUUUUAGCUUUGAAAGUACUUGAAGAACAAAUUAAAACUAAAUGGAAUUUGAUUCGUGAAGAAUCUAGAUUAGGACUUAAAGGUUUUAUUCUUAAAUAACUAUUACAUUUUGGAGCAAAAGACCAACAUGAUUCAAUCGAGGAAUCUUUAUUAAAUUAAAUAAACAUGAUUAUAAUAUAAAUAUUAAAACACGAGUGGAAGACAACUUGGGUAUCAUUUAUACCUGAAAUUUGUGAAUUAAGUAAAACAGAUUAAAACCUAUGUGAGAACAACUUGAAAUUGCUUAGAUUAUUAAGUUAAGAAAUAUUUGAUUAUUCUAAAAAUUAAUUAACAACCAAUUAAAUAGUUGAACUUAAAAGCAAUCUUCACAAAGAGUUUUAAUUGAUCUUUGAACUUUGUUUCUUUUUGGUUUAGACAUUUGUGGAGAAGUAAAACAUUAAAGUAACCUUGAUAAAGUAAACUUUGGAAACCCUUUACACAUAUUUAUCCUGGAUUCCUUUUGGUUUUAUCUUUAUGACAUAAUUGUGUGAGAUUCUCAUCUAAUUAUUUGAUAACAAUCACUUCAGAAACCUCUCCAUUAGAUGUUUAACAGAGAUAGUCAUUCUCAAACUUGAUUCUGAUUAAUAGAAGAUGAUCAUCUAAUAACAGAAGAUUGGUAUUAUUUUCGAGAAGAUCUUAAUAAAAUUGAGAUAAGUUUUUCCAUGUGACUUCGGAUUUUUAGGGGAAAGAUAGAGAUUAAGAAUAACAAGCAAUACUUAAUUAUAAUACUUCGACGAUUUUUGUGCUAUUUUGACAUAAUUCUUUACAGGAAUCCUAAGUCAACAUCUUGAUUGGUUGGAGAAUGUUUCUAAGACCAAUCCAAAUGUCAUUUAAUUAGUUGAUUACAGUUUAUAAUAUCUGAUUGGAUUCUCUUAAUUACCCUUAGAAUAGAACUAUAAGGUUUGUGCAGAGUUCUGGUUUGACUUUACCAAGAGGUUGUUGGAAUAGCCAUCUUAGUUGCCCAAAGGAAAUCAAAUCAUUUUGAAUCUGUAUUCGAAUGAAAUGAAUCCUCCCUCCUUACAAAAUAAUAGUUAUCCUAGAAUUUUGGUUGAAUUGAGAAAGAUUGUUGUAAGCAAAAUGGCUAAACCCCAAGAAGUCUUAAUCAGCAUUGAUGAAACUGGAUAGCCAAUCAAGGAGGAAUUAUAAAAUACAGAAAACAAUGCUCUAUAUGAUUUAUUAAAGGACCUUUUAAUUAAUCUGGCAAAAUUAAAUUGGACAAGUACAAAGGAGAUUAUCACUUAAAAAUUGGAUAAAUAGGUAAAUUAACAUUAUUGUAUCUUAAAACGCAUUAAUAAUGGCGUGCUUGUAAUUUAUUGA
This is a messenger RNA of Paramecium tetraurelia, 1593 nucleotides long. RefSeq lists its product as uncharacterized. The record is from RefSeq and is a predicted model, not a curated record. Gene Ontology annotation, molecular function: small GTPase binding; nuclear export signal receptor activity. Gene Ontology annotation, cellular component: nucleus; cytoplasm. Gene Ontology annotation, biological process: ribosomal large subunit export from nucleus; ribosomal small subunit export from nucleus; protein export from nucleus. The transcript has 5 exons. NCBI's taxonomy places the organism in Eukaryota, Ciliophora, Oligohymenophorea, Peniculida, Parameciidae.